AUGGAGGGUGGGGGAGGGAGUGGAAUCGGUGGGUUCCCUGGAGCCUCGGGCAACCUUCUCGAUGCCGCAGCUCAGGCGUUCUACCCUGCUGUCGGUGCCCCCUACCCUCUACAGCCUCUCCCGCAACAAAUAUACUGCCCCCACCCGUAUCCUGCCAUGCCGGUGCCGGCUGCGGCGGCGAUGGCCGUGCCGGUGCCGGUGCCUCCGAUGGCGAUGGCCCUGGCGCCGCCGCAGCCGGGGUACACCUUGCCGAUGUCGACGCCGGUGGUCGACGGCCCAUCGAGCCGCGUCGUGGUGCUGGGCCUGGUGCCGCCGCACGCUCAGGAGGCCGAUGUGGCGCAGGCGAUGGCGCCGUUCGGCGCGAUCCGCUCCGUUGACGCGUCGGCGGUGGCGUCCGAGGGCGUGGCCACCGUCCAUUUCUACGACAUCCGCUCCGCGGAGCUCGCCGUCGCCUGCGUCCGGGAGCAGCACAUGCGGCAGCAGAGCCGCCUGGGCCAGCUCUACGCGGCGGCGGCCACCGUGUCCCCGGCCUGGCCCCCGCCGCCGACGCCCCAGGCCUGGGAGUGGCCCCACGAAGACUGCCGCGGCCUCGUCCUCGGGCACGCCGUGUGGGCCCACUUCGCCACCGGCGCCGACGACGGCGACAACCGCGGCUCUCUGGUCGUGCUCAGCCCCCUGCCGGGCGUCUCGGUGGCGGACCUCCGCCAGGUCUUCCAAGCCUUCGGGGACUUGAAGGAUGUGAGGGAGUCGGCGCAUCGGCCGAGCCACAAGUUCGUGGACUUCUUCGACACGCGCGACGCCGCGCGCGCGCUCGCGGAGCUCAACGGCCAGGAGCUCUUCGGCCGCCGCCUCGCCAUCGAGUUCACGCGCCCUUCCGGCCCCGGGCCCCGCAGGCGCGGGUACGUGCCCCACCACCGGCCCACCGCGCCGACUCCGCCGAGGCAUCAAGCGGCGUGGCGAACGUCCCAGCCGUCGGCCUCCUCGUCGUCGUCGUCGGGCUCCGUGAGGGCGAGGGAAGGAGUGGUGCUUCUGCGGAGGAGCUCCUCUAAGGCCGUCGCAGGCGAUCAGUCCAAGGGCGGCACGAGCCAUGAGCGCAAGAGCAAGGGUGGCAACAAGGUCGUGCCGUCGGCGUCCUCCUCGUCACCCCCCUCCUCGUCGACCGCGACGGCGACUGGAAAGCAAGCCCAGAAAGGUGCCGGGAGCGGCGGCGGGAAUUGGAAAGGACGGAAGAGCGGGUGGGAGGCGCGCUUCUUGUUCAAGGAGCCGGAGGCCGCCGGCGACGCCGCCACGCCGGCGGCGCCGGCUCAGGAGAUGGACACGAGGACCACCGUCAUGAUCAGGAACAUACCCAACAAGUACAGCCAGAAGCUGCUGCUCAACAUGCUGGACAACCACUGCAUCCACUCCAACGAGCGGAUCGCGGCGAGCGGCGAGGAAGGCGAGGGCCAGCCCUUCUCCUCCUACGAUUUCGUCUACCUCCCCAUCGAUUUCAACAACAAGUGCAACGUGGGCUACGGCUUCGUCAAUAUGACCUCGCCGGAGGCCGCCGUGCGGCUGUACAAGGCGUUCCACAAGCAGCCGUGGGAGGUGUACAACUCGCGCAAGAUUUGCCAAGUCACAUACGCGCGCGUACAAGGCCUGGAGGCGCUGAAGGAGCACUUCAAGAACUCCAAGUUCCCGUGCGACAGCGACGAGUACCUGCCCGUGGCGUUCUCGCCGCCGCGCGACGGCAAGCUCCUGACGGAGCCGGUCCCUAUCGUGGGCCGCUCGCCCGCCGCGUCCGGCUCGUCGUCGUCGCCUCCCAAGAGCCGGGCGCCCAGCGUGGACCCUCUUGCGCAGGAGCUGAUGCCGGCGCCCUCCUCGUCCGGCGACGGCGACGGCGACGGUGCGUCGUCCACCACGACGUCCUCCCACGCGCCGUCCGACGACGAGCACGAGGAAGACAGGCUCGCCGGGGAGCUGCGGCGCCUGGGCUACACCGACUAGCUAGCCGCCGCAGCUCUAGUAGCCGGCCUAGCUUAGCGGCGAUCGGCAGGCGCGCGUGCGCCGCGUUGCUUCGAGAAGCGGAGGCAAUGAUGGCGGCCAAGCCUCUCGCUGCUCCGUAACUCCUGCACGCGCAGCGAGUGAAGUGGAGUGGAGUGGCAAU
Panicum hallii is the source of this 2146-nucleotide messenger RNA. Its product is annotated as protein terminal ear1-like. Bases 1 to 1986 code for a protein of 661 amino acids. The record is from RefSeq and is a predicted model, not a curated record. The transcript is spliced from 6 exons. Gene Ontology annotation, molecular function: RNA binding. NCBI's taxonomy places the organism in Eukaryota, Viridiplantae, Streptophyta, Magnoliopsida, Poales, Poaceae.